Messenger RNA from Phodopus roborovskii (desert hamster), 1007 nucleotides. RefSeq names its product LIM domain only 3 (gene Lmo3). Gene Ontology annotation, molecular function: DNA-binding transcription factor binding; transcription coactivator activity. The coding region runs from base 492 to 929 and encodes 145 amino acids. Lineage: Eukaryota; Metazoa; Chordata; Mammalia; Rodentia; Cricetidae. Gene Ontology annotation, cellular component: nucleus. The transcript has 4 exons. The record is from RefSeq and is a predicted model, not a curated record. Gene Ontology annotation, biological process: positive regulation of transcription by RNA polymerase II.
GGAGAGGGAGGGGUGGGGGCGAGAGGUAAAUACUCUUAAAUCGGAAGGGAGCUGCCUCCACUGUGGUCUUGACAGGCGCUGCCUGGGCUCCGCGGCGCUGUAAUAACUGGGUGACCUUUUCUUGGGCUGUAUUAUGUCUGGCUGGGAAGGGAUUGUGUUUUGCGGCUGAGAGUCGGGGCUCCCUUCAGCUCGGGCUCCUCGCAAGCUGCUGGGGUAAGUUGUCUGGAGCCAGGACCAAGAGAGACAUCCCCCCUGGACUGCAGUUGCCUAAAAGAAGGACACCUGUGGCUCGCAUGCAGUCCACACUGGUACUUGGCGGAUCCUGGAGGACCUCAUUAUUUUAAACUUAAAAAAAAAAAUAGAGAUCCACCCCCCCUUUUUUUUUUCAAACAAUGUUUCUUUUUGACCUUUCCCAAGGAGAAGCGCUACCAAGCAGCCUCUGUGCUCACUGAACACCCUCCCUUGUAUCGCUUAAUUGAGAAGGCAUACAAAUGCUCUCAGUUCAGCCAGACACCAAGCCGAAAGGUUGUGCUGGCUGCAACCGCAAAAUCAAGGAUCGGUACCUCCUAAAGGCGCUGGACAAAUACUGGCAUGAGGACUGCCUGAAGUGUGCCUGCUGUGACUGCCGUUUGGGAGAGGUGGGCUCCACCCUAUACACUAAAGCCAACCUCAUCCUCUGUCGCCGAGAUUACCUGAGGCUGUUCGGUGUAACGGGAAACUGCGCUGCCUGUAGCAAGCUCAUCCCUGCCUUUGAAAUGGUGAUGCGGGCCAAGGAUAAUGUGUACCACCUGGACUGCUUUGCCUGUCAGCUUUGCAACCAGAGAUUUUGUGUCGGAGACAAAUUUUUCUUGAAGAAUAACAUGAUUCUAUGCCAGACAGACUAUGAGGAAGGCCUAUUGAAAGAAGGUUAUGCACCACAGGUCCGCUGAUCCGUCGGCAUCACCCCCGACAGCACAAAGCACUACAUCCUUUAUCUUCUCUGCUCACACAUGUAUAUAAGAAUCGAC